This is a messenger RNA of Cylicocyclus nassatus, 1392 nucleotides long. Lineage: Eukaryota; Metazoa; Nematoda; Chromadorea; Rhabditida; Strongylidae. The record is from the annotation of a GenBank genome assembly.
AUGGCUGUUGUCUUCUCUCCUGUCCGUGGAGCCGAUCUUUACGUUAUCCAGUACAAGUUCUCAGACGAAGUUGAUUUUAAACCUAACCGUUAUGAGAUUUCAACUCAGCCUGAAAUUAAAGACUAUAUGAUAUCAAUGAUAACAUCCUGUAAUUCGUCCAUAAAUGUGCGUGUGGCAGCAGUGUCUUCACUUAGAACUGGUCCGUUUUCCAGCUUGCUCUCAAUAAAGCCGCCAUUGCUUUCAAUAAGUCCACAUCUCGAUUUAUUGAGCAUGGUUUAUAGCGGUAUCCCGGGUUGGCUUGGCGGGUCCGUUGAGCUCACUCUAAAAUAUUUUGCUGCGGAGUGGCCAUUUGGGCUUGAAGAUCUAAAUGUGACUCCAAAAAUGUUUGGUGCCAUUUGCGAGAAAGCGCCUAUCAACGAAGUUCCUUUGCCAAAAUUUACGCAAGGUUCUCGCCCGAAUACUGUAGUAGCUCGGCUAGACGCUGACGCAAUGUAUCGUCGAUGUCAUUAUCGCUACAGAGCGGCAUAUGUUACUAGUCGACGGUGUCAAACUACUUCAUUUCCGUCGACUGAGGAAUCACAAUCGAUAGUGAUAAGUUGUGAUACCGUGACGAAUAGUUCCUGCGCAGAAGAAGUAUCCACAUCUCCCAUCUGUGGACAGAUCAACAAUAUCCAUUAUGAGGUAACAGACAAAAUGUCAGUGUCAGAUGAGCCUAAUAAGGAAAUUCUUUCGCUAGAAGUUACAUUCGAUCCGAUGAUGAGAGAGGGAAAGCUGCCAACACUUUAUUACAAAGCCUACUAUGGAGAAGCGGAACCAUGCCAAAAAACUAAAAAUAAUGUGUUCGAUGGCGUCAAGCUCACCCGCAACAUCAAAACUACUACCAACUGUUUGAAAUUUGACAAGAUUAGAGGCUGUUUGAAGAUCAAGAACAGCGUUUCGAUAUCUGGCAUUCGUUAUGAUGAAACAUAUGGCAUCAUUUUUUGUGCCAUCAAGGAUAACAGGAAUACAAUUGCACUACCUUAUAUUCAUGGAAAGAGUGCCACGAAACUAGAAGUAAGCAAGGUUUACGUUAGUUCUAUAGCGAAUUUCGAGACUGAGACGAUAUUAUUUACAACUGGCACAGCCUUUCUUCUGAUGAUGGGUGCCAUCGCCGUGUGGUGCUACAUCAACAAGCAGAAACGAAAUAACAAAAUAUACCAACCAAAGUCAACGCAAAAACAGAAAAGAAGUAGCCCACACAGUCUUCCUAAAGCAUCUGACAACUGGGAAAUCGAGCGUAGUAAUCUCAUAGUUUACGACGGAGUAAAGCUUGGAUCUGGUGCUUUUGGAGCGGUCUAUCUAGGCAAGAUCUUAGCUUCUAAUCUAAUUCAAUCUCAAAUGACGUAUAAGUAA